CCUCAACAUUCACAUUUGACUCUCUUCUUCUUCUGCCAUACUCGCCUUUCCACGUUCAGUCUCAGCUAAGGAGCUAAGAUGACCUUCUACGAUGACAUUUACCCAUUCUACCCUCUACAAAGGACCUCCUUCAUCUUCAGUGGCCGCUUGCUCACCAUUAUUCUAGUCUUUCUUGUGCUGGCAGUCAGUCUUCUUCUCAUUCUGCCAGGGAUAAGAGGGAAGUCGAGGCUGUUCUGGAUGUGUCGAAUAACUAUCAGCUUGUUCAUAGGAGUGGUGAUAGUGGUGCUCAACUUUACCAAUGACUGGGCCGAGGCCAGAAUGACCACUAAUGCCACCUACAAGUCUUUCAGCAACGCAGUGGUUAACGCUGACAUCGGCUUGCAUGUUGGACUGUACGGCAUUAAUGUGACACUAAAGGGGAAUCCUGUUGUACAGUUCAACGAGACCAUUGACUACAAUGAGAUGUUCACCUGGCAUGACACUAUGGAAGAAGAGUAUGAGGAAGCUCUGGAGAAAGGUUUACCCAACCCCAUCCUGUACAUCGCUGAGAAAUUCACCCUGAGCAGCCCAUGUGGACUCAUCUUUCAAUACAGAUACUCUGGACGAUAUGCCUCUGCAACCCUCUGGACGGCAUUUUGCUGCUGGAUGCUCGCCAAUAUCCUCUUCUCCAUGCCGGUCGUUCUGUACGCCGGGUACAUGAUGAUGGCCACCGCUGCCUUCAUCUUCUUCUCCAUGGCCUCCUUCUCCACCAUCAUGAACGUGCCGCAGUGUGUUUUCUCCAUAGGAACUGACUCCUUUGAAAUCGAGUACAGCCAUUCGUUCUGGCUGGCUCUGGCUACAGGUGUGCUGUGCGCCGUCAUCGGGAUUCUGAUGGUGACGUUGAACUUUCUGAUACCAGAAAAAAUGAAAGAGGCUUUCAGUGUUGGCGUCGACAGUUAUGAAGACGAGGAUGUUUCUUAUGGGGAGGGCUACCUGAAUGCAGUUUUUCUUGAUGGAGUGACAAUUUCACCACUGACAUCAAAAGUCAUGGCGGUAAGUGGCGACACUGAGAGGGUAAUUCUCUCUUUUGACCCAUCUAGCAAUGGAUUCGUCAUUUACUUACAAGCAGCAACAGUGCUUUAUUCAUUGUACAUAAAAUAAUCUGUAGAAAAAUUUGACUUUGAUAUGCAUUUAUUGUUGCAAAAUACAUAUUCAGUUCUGUGACCACUGUGGUAUUAAUAAGGGAUGCAAGAUUGAAAUAAGACGAAUCACUGCUAUUUCGGCCACCACACCAUAUACGUCAUGAAUCCUGCACAAUAAUGUCCAUUUAGUAUUUAAGGAAGUUAUAUCCUUUUGCUGCUUGUUGACUGACAUGAUUUUGUUUCUGUGUAUUAGGAGCACGUCUGAAGCCGUCCUGGUUUCCCCCAGCGAAUACAGCUAAUACUUGAAGAUAUUUUUGCUGAAUGUGUUACAGGAGUGUCUAACUUCACACCUGUUUGAAUUAUCUAUGAGAGCCUGUUAUGUGUUAUGCAUGAUUUAACUGUGAAUAGUUGUGUAUGUAAAGUUCAUUGUCAUGGUGCAGUAGUUGUAAGUACAACAUGUACAUUUGUAUGGGAUCCAUACACCGAUCAAUACGGAUUACAGGUCUAUCGUUGCUCAACUCUUUUUUCAUGAGAAAUGAAAGAUGAAACAAAAUAAUGUAUAGUUUAAUAUUGAUUACAUUUUGAUGGCCUCUUCAGGACUUCUUGUGAGGUAUGCACGUUGCCACGGCAACAACACACGGUCUAAUUUGUACAUAUUGUCUGAGCAGCGUCAUUGGUUGAAGCAUCCUUCCAUAACAGCUUCUGAGAUCCAAAUAAAUGUGAAAGAACGAGAGGAAGAAUGAAAACCAAACUGCUGGGAUUGGAGCAAUUGAUUCAUUUCAAAUAGAGGAGAAUGUACUUUACGUCUUGUCUGUGAGUACUUUUCUCUGCCAGUACCACCACAAUAAAAUAAAAACAACAACAAG
Messenger RNA from Anarrhichthys ocellatus (wolf-eel), 1987 nucleotides. RefSeq names its product dual oxidase 2 (gene duoxa). NCBI's taxonomy places the organism in Eukaryota, Metazoa, Chordata, Actinopteri, Perciformes, Anarhichadidae. Bases 79 to 1140 code for a protein of 353 amino acids. The record is from RefSeq and is a predicted model, not a curated record. Gene Ontology annotation, biological process: protein transport. Gene Ontology annotation, cellular component: endoplasmic reticulum membrane. The transcript has 7 exons.